Mesorhabditis spiculigera is the source of this 498-nucleotide messenger RNA. The record is from the annotation of a GenBank genome assembly. NCBI's taxonomy places the organism in Eukaryota, Metazoa, Nematoda, Chromadorea, Rhabditida, Rhabditidae.
AUGAAUCUUAGUGGAUAUUUUGGAAGUCUAACGCUUGAGAAAUGGUGGCUAGACUUCAAAGUGGCCUUUGUUCCGCCGAGCCAACCCACUUUUACUUUGAUAGAUCCAUCAGUUGACCUUCCAGCAUCUCCUCAAAGCUCAAUCAGCAUUAUCGUUUUCCUAAGCGGAAUUUCCAUCGCACGAUUCUCUUUGUGGAUGGUUGACCUCGCCAUUACCCAAGUGAUGCAGGAAGGAAUCCCGGAAUCGCAAAGGAAUACGGUAUUUGGCAUUCAAAAUGCGGUCAGCCAAAUAUUUUCCGUAUUGAAAGAUGUGAUGGUGGUUUUAUUACCGGAUCCAGCUACCUUUGGAAUUUGUAUAUUCAUUUCGUAUGCAUUUGUCUCUACAGGGUAUCUGUCGUAUUUGUAUUACCUUCUCAAAUCCAAAAAUGAGAAGGCGAUCAAAACAGAAAACCUGGAAGAUGUUGCUGAGGCUCUGAUGCUUCAACCUGUCGUCGAAUCG